This is a messenger RNA of Amoebophrya sp. A120, 4030 nucleotides long. The record is from the annotation of a GenBank genome assembly. Lineage: Eukaryota; Dinophyceae; Syndiniales; Amoebophryaceae.
GCUCACCUUCAGAAGCGCUCGCGUCAUUCUCUUUGUCGACCUGAAUCUGUGGCUUUCCAGCUCCUUCUGUGAUGUUGAGACAGAUUCAGUUUUCUCAAGCAAUAUAUUCAAGUAGUGAAGUUGUUUUUGUCUUUGCCACAGAAGCAACAGCAGACUCCCUUGCGACCGUGUAUGAUUAGUGGCCAGUUCUUUUGAGUUUUACUGUCUGGAUUUUUGAUCUGAAUCGGACAUACGACAAGAAGGCUUUUCUUCUUUUGCUUUCCAAGCAAAUUAUAGCGCCCUGCUUGCGUGGUCCCAGCGUCUAAUUCUUCUCAUCCUGUAGCAUUAUCGUAUUGCUGUAGCGGUAGCCUGAAACAACAAGCUCGAACCUUGUAGAACAAGUCUCGCUUCCUGCUCGGCCUCUGCCAGCAACAUUUUGAGAUAGUAUUCACAGUAGACGCACCAGACAUUAACAGCAAUUCCUCUCGUCAUCCUCGGGUAUCAAAUCUAAAAAUGUCUGGGUCUGGAAGAUUGCCAGGUUUGUCAUGCAUAUUUUGAAUGACCCAUGAUGUCUGUGAUGCAUGCCCUAGCAUCACAGAUUUUUAGAGGACCUUGUGAUGCCUCUACUGCAUGACAAAUGCCCUCUCCGCGUAGCACAAACUGGAGUCCUUUUGCUGGUCAUGCAAUACAAAUUUUUUUAGAAUCCAGAAACAGCAUUACAGGUUUAGAAUGUUCCAGACCCAGACAUUUUUACAUUUGAUAUCGGGAAGAACACGACAAAACCCGAAAGAAAAUGUUCUCCGUGACUAGCAAACUCGCUCUUGCCACCACCAGCUCCCUCGCGGUGCUUUCUGCUGCGGCCCCGGUUUUCGAGGAUACGCCUUUGACGACGGAAUUGUGGGCGUUGUGCAGCUAUGCAUUGCAAAUAUGUCUGGGUCUGGAAGGAUGUAACUUGUGAUGCUGCAUUUGCAUGCUACAAAAAUCUGUAUUGCAUGAAGUGCAAAAGAGGUCCAGUUUUUGCCAUGGCGAGAGGGCAUUUCUCAUGCGGUAUAGGCAUCAGGAAGCCCUCGCAAAAUCAGUGAUGCUGGGGCAUGCAUCACAGACGUCAGGAAUCAUGCAAAAUGUGCAUGACAAACCUUGCAUCCUUCCAGACCCAGACAUUUUUACACUUGAUAGCAGCAAGAAUGAGGACCGUACGGACGAGCAAAUGGAGGCGUUUCUGUACCAGAACCCGGACCUAGCACUAUUGAAAGGAAAAAUCCCCCCUCCCCAUAUCGAAAACGAAAUUUGUGAUGCAGUAUUUGAGUACACAAAUCGCAUUUGUCUUGCUGGAGAGGACUGCAGACCCAUAUCAAGCCUGAAUAGAGAGGCUGUGACUUAGGCGCUUAGCAUGAAAAGCGUCCGCGAUGUUGGCUCAACAGCAUGACAAACCGGCUCCAUAAUGGGACGGAAGCUGCUGCCCUUGUCUUCUUGCAACACACACGUGAUUUGUGACCUCAAAUCAGCAACACAAAUUUUCGAAAACCUACCUCUUCAAUAUGGGGAGGGGGGAUGUUUCCUUGCGAUAAGCACUGGCGCGCAGUGCGGACAAGCGUGGCGGGCUUUGGUGGGCAUGGGAGUAUCGAAAUAGAUAAACCUUUCGUCAAGAACAACAUUUAUUAUUCCGGUUGGUGUGCUGCAUGCAUCACAGAGUGCGUUGGUGCUAUCUAUGACGCGAAGGUCAUCUAUUUUUCUUGCAAGGCAAAGCAAAUUCCUAGCUUCGUGUAGUCCUCGAAUUUGGGAUCCAUGUACUUAUCAAUAUCAAAAAUCUUCAGGUACAAGAACAGCUUUGCACUGGCAGCGUUAAAAGCUUAUGGCGCGGAGCCCCUUAGCACGGAGGAAGACGACGAUGGGAACACACCGUAAAAAUUAUUAUGCGGAGUUUGUAAUGCUGAUGCUUUAUUUUCUGCACGGAACGAAACAGAAACUUACACGAUUGGCAGAAUCAUGAAGGACGUUCGAUGCGGAACUUCUUCGUAAAAGAUGAAGAAAAUAAAUAUAAUAUCAGGCAGCAAAUGUGCAGCGGCGAAGAGUGUGCGAACUUGUUGUCAUCGGUUGCAGACAUCGAGAAAGGGAUUUUGGACAGAAAAGCCGAGCGGGAAAAGCUAUCAGAACGGAAAGUUGUCAUUGACUAAACGGAACAUCAAAUGCGUCCUGUUGCUUGCCAUGCGAAACUACACAACCAAGAACAACGUGCACAAUUUGCAAGUCAGCUAUCUUAACCGAAAUGUCAGAUGACAGUACAUCGCAUCACAAACUGCCCAGAAUCAGGCGCUCCCAGCUCGUCGUGCCCUAAGCUCAUCAGCGGUUCCUCUUGUGUCGAGGCCUUUCCUCGGAGGUUGGUUUGGGCUUGGGGCGCCAGGCGAAUGGACGGCUUCGAGGCUACGUUGUGAUCGACAAACUGAGAUCGACGAUAAUAGCCUUGUUGCUGGUCCUGUGCCGGUCGCGGGGCAUGUUCGGGUGUUCCGGGCAGAGCUUAGUGCAACCCUCGGACCCCGCACCCCCCCGGGCUUGAGUUGCGCAGUCUUCUAAGCAGUACGCAUUUCUGUUAUUUAGCAUGAGAAAUAAUUUUCUGGAUGAUAGCAAAACGAUCAGGCCGCAAUGGACGAGGAUGAAGAUGAUGACGACUUGGAUGGCGAUGACGAGGAUACGGUAUGAAAAUUUGUGAUGCGGGUAGCCGAUCAACCUAUCGCAGUCGUUUUUGUGUUGAUGCAUUGCCGCUAUUAAGAAAAUUUGCAUGACAAACUAUCAGGGGCGCAUGAUGGGGAGCAAGGGGUCUGCUACGCCGCCGGGUAUGAAGGGACAUGUCAGCUGGACGAAAAGGUUGUUUGUGUCACAUUUAGAUGUUGUCAAGAAGCAUGAUCGUACGUAUUUUGCAUAGAUGCAUUUAAAUAGCAAGUUAUAUAUGAGUACGUGUCUAGUCUUCCACCAGGACGACCAGCGUCGCCGCAUGCUGUAGUGCAAUCAAUGACAGCAAAUUUGAAUUAUUUGACGCAAAUUAUCAGCCUUUUUCGUUUUGUUUGGAUAAUCAACUCGAAGAUUCCGGACAUCACAACGGAUGACGAUGAGGACGAGGACUUGUAAGAAAUCUGCGAACAUCUUCAAAAGCAGCUGCAAGUAGUACUACUGCAGCUCGGAAGUCGUCAUGCAGGGGGUCGUCGGGGUGGAAAAGCAUGAUAUAAAUGAAUCCUGCUCGGUCGAGCAGCACCAGAGCUGGCAUCUUCACAACUCGAACGCUUCAACAAAAUCUUCCACUUUUUGCAAGUACAAGCACUGUUGAAAAUUUUCAUCCACGACCUGGAAGUUGUAGCACCAACGGCGCAACGUCCGUUGUGGUAUGGAAAAAAUGUUCCGGUAUACAUAGGUUCUCUACUAAAACAAAAUGUACCAGACUUUAGGACUACUAAAAUGGCGCAUGGUUAACUGGAUUUACUUCUCGAUUACGCAGUCAUACAAGAAUAGCUACUUCUUCACUUUUACUUUUUGCUUGGAUCGACAAUUUAUUGAUUUGCAGAAUUGUAGAGGACGGAUCAAGAAUGCCAAUGUGCGAAGCUGUCGUAGAGCAGGGAAUAAUGAUAGCAACAUUUUCAGAAUGCUGCAACUAGCAAUUAUAGCGCAGGACGAGCUACCGCGUACUAGUCCCUGAAUUUUCCACGAAAUGACGGCACCGGAAGCUAGUCUCGACUACAAUACCGGAGAUGAUUUUCAAAUUCAAUCAUAAUAGCGGUUAACUCGAAGACGAAGACCGAUAUACAAUGUAGUUGAUGAGCUGAGCAAAGGACCUCGAGCUCAGAAGGAUCAGGUUAGGUUUUUCGAGCAUUUUUGCACAACUGGAUUGAGAAUUGCCAAGAACCGCUACUGAACUGGAUCCCGAUAUUGACUUUGCUGUAACUACACAGCUUUAUAUAAAGUACCUUUCUCCUGUUGUUUGCACUCAGCAAGAGCUUUUCCGGCGGACGGAUGCGCUCCUCUACUGCGCAAGCCUCAGGAGUAGGACCAAAGAAGUGCUCCU